GCUCUCAGAGACAAGAGCAGUACUUAAACGGGCUGAUGCAACGACCUCAGCUAGUCCCAAAACCUACAUCCGACUCAUAACUCCCGCACCGUCACACUAUUAUUACUACUGCGGAUUUUGGGCGCAUAAUAGCGUCCAAACACGUUUGCAUCAUUGACAGAAGACGACUGCCAGGUUUUCUCUGAGGGCGGCGGUGGCAGGGUCGGACAUGAUGCCAGGACAGAUACCUGACCCUUCGCUGGCGGCCGGCUCCCUGCCCAGCCUAGGCCCGCUGGCAGGCAUCUCGGCCACCACGCUCACCGAUCAACUCAAACUGGCCGACUUCCGCCAGCUGGGUGCCAUGCUGUCUCCACUGCACUUCCUGGGGAGGCUGGGGAAGAGGCCGCUGGCCAUCAAAACUGAGGAGAUGGAUGAAGACGAAGAGAGAAGAAAACGCAGACGAGAGAAAAACAAAGUUGCAGCAGCACGAUGCCGAAACAAAAAGAAGGAACGGACUGACUUCCUUCAAAGGGAAUCAGAGCGUCUGGAGAUGGUGAACUCUGAACUGAAAGCCCAGAUCGAGGAGCUCCGUAUUGAGAGGCAGCAGCUAAUGAUGAUGCUAAAUCUCCACCGACCCACCUGCAUCGUGAGGACGGACAGCGUCAAAACACCAGAGAGCGAGGCCAACCCCUUGCUGGAGCAGCUGUCCAAUGACAAAAAGUGAAACCAGGAAGGUGAAUUCCCUGAAAAAAGCACCACUGUGGCAGCCAUUUUUUAAAAAAUAUAACUGGCAAUACAUUUCUAAGCAAGCACUCGAGCUCCAAGCUGAGGACUUACGGAGACUCUGCCCAAAGACCUGAGGUUUGAGGGCUUCUUUACACGAGCUGGCUCUGUCCAUUGGAGUACUGGAAUCACCCAGUUUCAUCUCUGCAUUAAGUGUUGUUGUUGACACCAGCUGUGCCUAGCUGUUACUUCAACCAUCUCUACAUAAAGGGACCAGUGGAAACAGUAGAGUACUAAUGGAAACAACAGUGAGGAAACACACUAAUACCGAUAUGGUGCUCUGUUACAAAAGCCCUGUGUAGAUUGUGUGGCAUUGUUUGAAUGCAGAGCCCACAAAGGCUUAGCAGUUUUCUUUGGUAUGCUAGCCAAAUUAUACAGGUGAAGAAUUUUAUAGUAUACAAUACUCAGUACAAGUACACCAGAAGAAGUAGAGUUUUUUUGUUUUGUUUUGUAAUAUUGAUUUGUAUACCUGCCUCAGAUGUGGCAAGUACCGGUUGAUCCGAUUUGUGGUGACGCUGGCGUCAUAAAAAAGCACAUAUACACAAAAUGUUUACACAGUUGUUUUUUUGGACUUGUUGUCUGUCCAUUAUUGUUUUAUACUGCUUUGUAUACAUAAACAUAUAUAUGAUACUUGUUAAUCACUUGAUGUGAUUUGUCUUUCAGUCUUUUCAGUCUGUCAUAUUGCGCUGUCAAGCAGCUGUGAACACAAAAAGGAAGUCUUUUCAGCUGAGCAGUAUUUCAUUGUCUGUUCUUUUAUCUGCUAUGUUUGACUUUGGUACCUGAAUAGAUUAAAUUUUAUUUUCUAACUACAA
Molecule: messenger RNA, 1574 nt
Organism: Cheilinus undulatus (humphead wrasse)
Lineage: Eukaryota; Metazoa; Chordata; Actinopteri; Labriformes; Labridae
Product: jun dimerization protein 2-like
Exons: 5
Coding region: 209-703 (164 amino acids)
Biological process (GO): regulation of transcription by RNA polymerase II
Cellular component (GO): nucleus
Molecular function (GO): DNA-binding transcription factor activity, RNA polymerase II-specific; RNA polymerase II cis-regulatory region sequence-specific DNA binding
Source: RefSeq, a predicted model, not a curated record